GCGAAGACGAGAAGACAGUCUAAUGAAAAUAUACGAAGAGGGAUCAGAGGAGCUCAAAUUAAGGCUGAAGUCUAUUAGAAAUGCUUGUGUAGAAGGUACAGAGAAGCAGUCUGAGCUGGCAAAGGAACAUCUAGAAGAAUUAAAGGAAUUACUCAUACGGUUCACUUCCCCUCAAUCUGGAUUCUAUGAUAUAACUAUUCUCAUAUUGCUCACACAAACGCUAUCUAACCUCGUCACUCAACAUAGCGCCAACCAACAAUUAAUUUGGAAUGAAUUCAAAGGUGAUAUCCCGCGCUUACUAUCUUAUCCUGAUUUGAAUGUUGUUUCUACCGGACUAAUCUUUAUACGGAACUUGUCAUCGACAGCCAACGUGCACUUGGUAACCGAGAGACCGGUUUUGAUAGCAUUGUUGGAUUUACUUAUUAGGUUGGAAUCUACGCAAGAAGAUGAUGAUUCCGUUUUUCAUCUAGCCUUUAUUGUCGUAUCAUCAAUCAUUGAGCAAGAGAAUGUGGACAGUAUUUGGAAUUUGUUAGAUACAUUCGUAGAGGAACCAUUAACACCACCUCAAGCGGCAUUUAUUAAAUGUUUCGACGCCUACAUUCACAAAAAUGGACCGAAAGAUAUAACACCCCUGUUCCUUAUAUCCUUCUUAACGCGUGCAUUAGAAUUCGCACGAACAUCCAUGCAAACGUCAGUCUCUGCAAACGUUGAGCCAGACCCACGUUUAGCUGCUGUCGUCCAGACAUCCAUAGUAGCUGCAGAAACUUUCACAGCUUUCCAAUCUGCAUUUGAGCAUGCACCUUCGCAUUUAUUACUCGGAAAUUCACGGUCGUCAAAUCUUCCGGAAAUUGCUGUUGGCACACUCGAAGCAUCACUUUCAUUCCUGCCUUCUAUACAGCCAUUCUCAAAGGAAAGCGAGCAAGAAGACCCUUUGAAGAAGUUUGCGAAUUUCAAGCCAGCGCUUAUGCGUUUAAUGUCAGUCUUAGCAGGAAGCGAUGUGUCUGUCAAAGAGCGUAUUGGGGCUGUUGGUGGUCUUAAAGCAUGUAUGAAUUGCGCACACGUCGAUGCACGUGAAAGUUCCAUGAGGGAAAGUGCUCUGUUUACGUUGUCAGUCUUACUUAAAGAGCAUCCAAGCAACCAACAACGUGUUCGUGACCUCGGUGAUACACCAGUUGGUGUGUUAGAUGCACAAGGUGUCUUGCAGCCAUUUGAAGGCAAGAACACUCGCCAAAUUUAAUCCAUAGGAUUUAAAUUUAUGCAAUAUUUAAGUUUAUUUAUUAAAUGUAUUAUAAUUGUCCACUUGGAAACACUUUAUAAUGGAUGAAAUACAAAACACGAUCAAUCGUGAUAAG
Wallemia mellicola CBS 633.66 is the source of this 1352-nucleotide messenger RNA. RefSeq lists its product as hypothetical. Lineage: Eukaryota; Fungi; Basidiomycota; Wallemiomycetes; Wallemiales; Wallemiaceae. The coding region runs from base 23 to 1237 and encodes 404 amino acids. The transcript is spliced from 6 exons. Gene Ontology annotation, cellular component: cytosol. The record is from RefSeq and is a predicted model, not a curated record.